UUCCCCUAUAAAAACACACGAGGCCCUACACCACUGACUAACACCUGGAAUUAGCCGACUGACACAUUAAGCUCCAAGAAGUCAUUCAAACCUGAGAUAAAAUUUCUAAAGAUAAUAUUUAAAGUUGUUUGGGCUUUAUUGCUGACCCCUGGACUUUGCUCAGUGAUAAGAAAUUCCCAGUUCCUUAUUUUUGUAGCCCAGCACAUUCAUUACAGUUUGUUGAAUGCCUUGCAAAUAUUACUUGGUCUUAAAAAAAAAUAGAAUUGCAAUAUGGUUGGAGUUAAUAACGGUUCUAGUUUAUUUGUGCAAACACUCAUGUAUAUGAUGAAUCAGAGCAUAAUUCAGCAGGAGACUUCUUAUAAUUACUACUACAUGCAAAUCGGACAAGAAUCCAAUGCCUCUAAAUGUUACGGUAUAUAUGGAUGUUUCCAUCUUGGUCCGCCAUGGACUUCGGAGAGUAGACCAGUAUCACUGUUUCCCGACGAUCUACAGAAGAUAGAACCAAGAUACCCACUGUACACAAGAGAUCACCAAGUUGUGCCAAUCUUUAUAGAUCUGAACGAGUUCGAUUAUAUUAAUUCAGCAGGCAUCGCAGCCCAUAAGCCGAUCUAUUUGGUGUCUCACGGGUAUACAGAAGGUGGCGGUAUUUCUUGGAUUUACAACAUUGUGCGAGCUCUUCUACGCAUAGAAGACUGCAAUGUGAUAAUAGUCGAUUGGCAAGGAGGUGCUAGUCCACCCUACACACAAGCAGUGGCCAAUAUUAGGUUGGUCGGUGCCAUGACUGCACAUCUGCUGAACGAUAUAGCAAGGUACACAGGACCGCUUAAGCUCGAUCAUGUCCACGCUAUUGGACACUCGCUAGGUGCUCACAUGUGUGGAUAUAUUGGGUACACUCUUCAAAAGGAAUUCAAUAUGACUCUGGGCCGAAUAACUGGUCUAGAUCCCGCCGAGCCUCACUUUUCCAAAGCUAAGCCACCUGUGAGGCUAGAUCGUAGUGCAGCUCAGUACGUCGAUAUUAUCCAUACGGACGCUAGUCAGUUUAUUCGAGGAGGUCUGGGUAUGACGGAAAGUAUAGGGCAUGUGGAUUACUAUCCGAAUGGUGGGACCGACCAACCUGGAUGUGGAAAAAGUGUGCUACAGUAUAUAAAGGAUGCUAACGGAAGUUUGUUUAACGGUGUGAAAAAAUAUUUGGGAUGCAAUCAUGUGCGAAGCCAUGAAUAUUUUCUGGAAAGUAUUGUCCCGAAUCCAAAGUGCAAAUUUUUGACGAUAUCUUGCCCUUCUUAUCAGGAUUUCGUGAGCGGUAAAUGUUUCGAUUGUGGGAAGUACAGAGAAAAAUGCAUUCCCUUCGGAUACCACGGCAGGAAGCACUACGAGAAAUUACUAGGUCUCAGAUGGCGGCAUACCAGCAGGGUACAAUUCCUGUUAACCGCCUCGGACAAGCCAUAUUGCAGGGGGCACUACAGGCUGAUCGUUCAAAUUUCUAACAACACAGACAGCGUGGACCACGGUGGAGAAAUAGGGCAGCUGUUAUUCACGAUGCACAGCACCAGCGACGGGAGAGGCCAAAAAUCCAGGCCCGCCGGGUUCAUCAGCGGGUACCACAAACCGGGAGCCUUGCACGUGGGUGUCGUUGCCACUGACGAGGUUCCGCAUUUGAAGGCGGUUGAAGUGGAGUGGAAGUAUAACAGCAGCUUGUUUAACCCGUUAACCUGGAGGAUAUUGACCACACCAAAAAUUUUCAUCAACAAAGUAACGGUGGAAGCGUUGGAGAUAAAUGAAAGGAUAACGGUUUGUCCGAAGGAACAAGAACCUCUAGUUAACGGUAUACCACAACUUUGGAUAUCUUCAUAUUGUUAGCCAUCACUACCACUUGUAUUUUCAUCAUCAGUUCAUUGAUUCAUCAUCAUCCCUUAUUUAUAUUUUAUGUACUAGCAAUGCAAAAUAAAUAUAUUUUUUGAUAAACA
This is a messenger RNA of Anoplophora glabripennis (Asian longhorned beetle), 1964 nucleotides long. RefSeq names its product pancreatic triacylglycerol lipase. Lineage: Eukaryota; Metazoa; Arthropoda; Insecta; Coleoptera; Cerambycidae. Gene Ontology annotation, biological process: lipid metabolic process. The record is from RefSeq and is a predicted model, not a curated record. The coding region runs from base 271 to 1857 and encodes 528 amino acids. Gene Ontology annotation, molecular function: triacylglycerol lipase activity. The transcript is spliced from 9 exons.